This is a messenger RNA of Dioscorea cayenensis subsp. rotundata (Guinea yam), 826 nucleotides long. RefSeq lists its product as uncharacterized. The record is from RefSeq and is a predicted model, not a curated record. NCBI's taxonomy places the organism in Eukaryota, Viridiplantae, Streptophyta, Magnoliopsida, Dioscoreales, Dioscoreaceae. Gene Ontology annotation, cellular component: intracellular anatomical structure.
AGAUCAAACACAACAAGCAGCCUUCUCAUACCUACUCCAGUGACCUUGGGACUUGGGAGGUUUCAGCAAAGAUCUUAGUUUUAGUGGUUAAUGAACAUGGCUUCUGUUUCAGCUAAGAAAGCUUCAGAGAUUGUGGCACUUUUGGAUCUGAAACCCCACCCUGAAGGGGGUUUCUACUCUGAAACCUUCAGGGAUUUCUCCAUCAAUCUCUCCCAAUCUCAACUUCCACCUCAAUAUAAAGUCGACCGUCCUAUCAGUACGGCAAUAUACUUCUUGCUUCCAUCCGGGAGUGUCUCACACCUUCAUCGUAUCCCUUGCGCUGAAGUUUGGCACUUCUAUGCCGGAGAGCCGCUCACAGUGUUUGAGUUACACGAUGAUGGGAAGAUCGAGCUGACAGUCUUGGGGCCAGACCUUGAUGCUGGCCAACGUCCUCAGUAUACCGUGCCGCCAAAUGUUUGGUUUGGAUCAUUCCCGACAUUAGAUGUAAUAUCCUUUUCAACCGACGGCAGUGUGCUCGUGAAAUCACCGAGUAGGGAUCCUGAGUUGCAUUAUUCUCUGGUAGGCUGCACUUGCGCCCCGGCCUUCCAGUUUGAGGAUUUCGACCUGGCCAAGGCCGGAGAGCUGAAUGCUAUUGCUCCUGCUGCUGAGCCUUUUCUAAAAUAUCUCACCCUUUCAGAUUGAGCCCUGUUGUACUUUCUCAUAUCACAAGAGAACUUUCUUAUUAUCACUUUGGAUUGAAGUAAUAUUUGAUAAACUGAGGGUAUUUGCUUUAUGCUACUGAAUUCCUACUACGGUGAAUAAAUUAACAGUUGUGCUUUGGUUCACA